Aspergillus pseudonomiae is the source of this 1314-nucleotide messenger RNA. RefSeq names its product transmembrane amino acid transporter protein-domain-containing protein. Gene Ontology annotation, cellular component: vacuolar membrane. NCBI's taxonomy places the organism in Eukaryota, Fungi, Ascomycota, Eurotiomycetes, Eurotiales, Aspergillaceae. The transcript is spliced from 3 exons. The coding region runs from base 1 to 1314 and encodes 437 amino acids. Gene Ontology annotation, molecular function: amino acid transmembrane transporter activity. The record is from RefSeq and is a predicted model, not a curated record. Gene Ontology annotation, biological process: amino acid transmembrane transport.
AUGGACCACAGAACAACGAUAUCAUCUGGGACUGGGGUUGGGAAGAGUCCUCGGAAAGACGACGCCAUUAUCACUCAGGUUAACAGGGAUGCUAUGGCCAGCAAGGCCUUCCUCGAGGAAGAGGGCCGCUCAGAGGAGGAGAUGCAAUGUGUCAUUAAAGGGGAUGCUCACUUCCAUCGGCUCGGUUGGAAGCGGCUUACUGUCGUUUCCAUAGUCGAGGGCAUCGCUCUUGGGAGCCUGGGCUUGCCUUUUGCAUUCGCCACUCUUGGCAUGGUGGCAGGUGUAAUCAUGACAAUCGGUAUUGGCUUCGUUGCCAUGUAUGCAAGCUACAACAUUGGCCAGGUAAAGCUCAAGUACCCUGAGAUCGCUCAUUAUGCGGAUGUCGGACGGCUUCUGCUGGGCAAUAUUGGAUCGAAGAUCUUUAUAGCUAGUUUCGUUUGCCUGCUGAUAUUCGUCGUCGGAUCACACUGCUUGACCGGCGCCAUCGCCUUCAAGACCAUCACGCAAAGUGACGUGUGCUCGGUCGUCUUUAGCAUCACGUCGGCUGCAAUUUUGCUGAUACUGGCUAUUCCACCAGCAUUUGCAGAUAUCGCCAUACUGGGCUAUAUUGACUUUGCCUCGAUUAUUCUAGCAAUAGGAGUCACUAUGAUCGCCACGGGGAUUCAGAAUACGAACGGUUCCAAUGGGUUUGCUACUGGCCUUGCUGCAUGGUCUCCGUGGCCGAAGGAAGGCAUCACCUUCGCAGAGGCUAUCGUAGCGACCAACAGUAUUGUAUUCGCCUAUUCCUUCGGCGGUUGUUUACCAUCGUUCAUGGAAGAAAUGCACACACCGGAGGACUAUGUGAAGACUCUCUGGUGGCUCGGCGGUAUUCAAAUUAUCAUCUACACUCUGACAGGCUCGCUUAUCUAUGCAUUCGUGGGACAAGAGGUACAGUCCCCUGCUCUUCUAUCAGCGGGCCCUCUUAUCUCAAGGGUUGUUUUUGGUAUCGCACUUCCAGUGAUCUUCAUCUCGGGCUCGAUCAACACCACGGUGGUCUGUCGGUAUAUUCACGGAAAGGUAUACCGCAACUCAGUUGUCCGGUACAUCAACACCCCGAGGGGCUGGAUUACAUGGCUCGGGCUUGUGCUGUUCGUUACCCUUCUCGCGUGGGGCGCAUGGUAUGAAAAGCGCAAUUUGAAGACUGCUAUGUACAAUGGCGUGGUGUUUAUUGUUGGGAUGAUCGUCUUUGGAUGCGGCACGUACUCCAGUAUUGCCGAGCUGGUUCAUAAAUUCCAGUCAAAUUCCAUUAGCAAACCUUUCACGUGUUCUACUUGA